Molecule: messenger RNA, 2838 nt
Organism: Eupeodes corollae
Lineage: Eukaryota; Metazoa; Arthropoda; Insecta; Diptera; Syrphidae
Exons: 1
Coding region: 1-2838 (945 amino acids)
Source: RefSeq, a predicted model, not a curated record
AUGCCACAAUUUUCUCUGUCAGAGUCAUCAGAUUUCCAGACACCAUUCUCAUAUAAGCCACAAGCACACCAGCUGCAAUUGCACCAUCCAGAGCCUGAAACACAACACCAUCAAACCGAAUUAAGACGUCAUUUGCAUGAAUUGCCUAAAUUUGGGGGGUUUCCAGAAGAGUGGCCAGCCUUUAUCAAUUUAUACCGCGAAACCACCAGGACAUAUGGCUAUACCAAUCUUGAGAACCAGAUGCGACUGCAGAAAUGCCUGUAUGGAGAAGCGAAGCAGGUAGUCGAGGCAUUAUUAAUUUAUCCUAAUAAUGUCGCUGACGUCAUUUCGGAACUUAAAAAUAGUUUUGGGCGGGACGAAAUUCUCAUCCGAAGUCAACUAGCAAAGCUUAAAAUGAUUUCACCCAUAACUGAGGGAAAAGUAAUUGAUAUUGUACCACUCGCUGUCAAGGUAAAAGGGCUGGCCAUUUUUCUGGAAACGUCCAACGCCACCCAGCACAUAAGCAAUCCGUCUUUGCUUGAAGAGUUAUGCUCGAAAUUGCCCUUCAGGAUGCGUUUGGAGUGGACACGAACUAAAAUUCACAUCAAACCACACGCUACACUGCACCAUUUUUCCAAGUUCCUGGACGAGGAAGCAAACGUCAUUAAGGCAACAACGUACUGUACCUCAUCUAGCCCUCAAAGCUUGAUUGAAACAAAAAAGAACUUUGUUAUGCACAUUAACACGAGCAACUCUCAACGAGCUUUGUGCAUAUUGUGUAGCCAAGAUCAUUUGUUGGCAGUGUGUGACAGAUUUGCUGAAAUGUCGGUGGACGAACGAUGGAAGGAAGUGAAGGCAUUAAAACUUUGUUUUUCUUGUUUGAGGCGAGGACACAACACUUUUACAUGCAGAACCAAAUUUAUCUGUAACAUUGGUGGAUGCCAGCGCAAACACCAUAAAUUACUUCACAAUAACUUUAAUUUUUCUCCACCAGAAUCAAAUAUGGAUAUCGUCUCACAGCCUUUAUGCACCUUGCAUCGUCCUUCGGAUGUAGAAAACACAGAAUUCUUUUUCAAAAUAAUUCCAGUAACAUUGUCUGGUGCCGCUGGAUCUUCGGUGCAUACGUACGCAUAUCUGGAUGACGGUGCAAUGCCUUCCUUAAUUGGUGAAGAUGUCGCAAAACAACUGGGGCUACAAGGAAAAUCUGGUAACAUUAAACUUCAGUGGUUUGGAAAUCAGACAAUAGACUUACCAACAACAUUUGUGGAAUUUGAAAUCCAGGGUGUCGGCAAAAAAUAUAAGGUGAAUAAUUUCUGCACAAUAAAAAAUCUUGACCUGCCGACACAAUCCUUGAAUUUUAAUAAAUUAAUUUCCAACAACAGCUGUCAAAGUGCUGAGUUAAAAGGGUUGCCAAUUUAUGACUAUUUUAAUGUAAAACCUACUAUUUUGGUGGGUAUGUCCAAUGCUUAUUUAGGAGUAGAAUCAAACCGGUUUGAACUGGGAUCGAAGGGACCAUUUAUUGCUGAAACAAGGUUGGGGUGGGUAGUUUAUGUCCCAACACAUGUACAAAAUGACCACUUGACUAAACUUAAAAGAAUUUUGACUGUUCGUGAUGCAGAAUCGUAUUCUCAUGAAAGCGUUUUGGAUAAUAUUCAUGAAAUGGUAAGAAAUUAUUUUACUAUCGAGAACAUGGGUAUUUAUAAACCGAAGAAUAAAUUAUUAUCAAAUAAUGAUCAAAGGGCGAUAAACAUUAUGAAGCAAACUACUAAACAAAACGGUUUCCGAUAUGAAGUGGGACUUCUUUGGAAAUCAGAUAACUUUGAAUUUCCUGAAAGCUUCACAAUGGCCCUUAAGAGACUAGAAUUCGUCGAAAAGAAGAUUUUAAUAGAUCCUGAACUUCAAGCAGCAUAUAGAGGAAAAAUAGAUGAGUAUUUGGAGAAGGGAUACGCAUACAAAGUUAAAUUGGAUCCAAAUAAUGUCGAAUCUUCCAAAAUCUGGUACCUUCCACAUUUUGGAGUAAGGAAUCCAAACAAACCGGGAAAAUUCAGAUUAGUCUUUGACGCAGCAGCCAAAUCUAAAGGCGUCUCCUUUAAUGACAUGUUGUUGUCAGGACCAGAUAUGAACCAAACGCUGUUGGAUGUACUCUUUAAGUUCCAAGAAGCACGCAUCGGAAUAUGUUCCGAUAUCAAAGAGAUGUUUCAUAGAAUAGACAUUCGACCAGAAGACCAGAUGUGCCAACGAUUUUUAUGGAGAGACGGAAGUCCUGAAAACCAAUUGGAAGUUUACCAGAUGCGAGCAAUGAUAUUUGGAGCCACUUGCUCUCCCAGUUUGGCGCAACAUGUGAAAAAUACGAACGCAAUGCAAUUCAAAGAUGAAAACCCAAGAGCCGUUACUACCAUCACAGAAAGACAUUACGUUGAUGAUUGCGUUGACUCCUUUGAAACAGAAGAAGAUGCCAUUGAUGUCGUGAAACAAGUAGUAUGGAUUCAUCAAAAAGGUAAUUUUGAGUUGGCAAACUUUGUUUCAAAUGCGGAAAGAGUUCUAAAAGAGUUGGGAGUGCUUGAUGAAGUGAAUCGGGUAGUUGACGUGAACGUUGACGUUUGUGAUAAAAGAGAAAGAAUUUUGGGAAUGCACUGGAAUACCACAAAAGACGCAUUCGUGUUUUCGUUUCAAUUCCAUAAAGUUUCUCUAGAUAUUUUAACUGGCGUUCGAACUCCAACAAAACGUGAAAUGUUAAGCGUUAUCAUGAGUAUAUUUGAUCCCUUCGGAUUUUUAGCACAUUUUGUUAUAAGUGCAAAAAUACUAUUGCAAGAAGUAUGGAAGAGCGGAAUUCCCUGGGAUACAGUGUUACCAGAUUGA